Molecule: messenger RNA, 2002 nt
Organism: Salvia miltiorrhiza (redroot sage)
Lineage: Eukaryota; Viridiplantae; Streptophyta; Magnoliopsida; Lamiales; Lamiaceae
Product: triosephosphate isomerase, chloroplastic-like
Exons: 9
Coding region: 85-999 (304 amino acids)
Biological process (GO): glyceraldehyde-3-phosphate biosynthetic process; gluconeogenesis; glycerol catabolic process
Cellular component (GO): cytosol
Molecular function (GO): triose-phosphate isomerase activity
Source: RefSeq, a predicted model, not a curated record
GGCAACGAGAAAGGUGAAGCGGCUAUGACGGUUUAAAAAAUGAUCCCUCGACACUGCCUCAACGCAGACAGCAGAAUCUAAACAAUGGCGGUCGUGUCCACCUCAGUCACCGGCCAGUUCUCAUUCCUCAAGCAGCACGACUUCAAUUCAACCCCGCUGUUAUUUAACGCCGUCGCCUCUCAUCUCCGUCGCGCCUCUUCCAAGAAAGGCUGCCGCGGCGUCGCCACGAUGGCAGGCUCCGGCAAGUUCUUCGUCGGCGGAAAUUGGAAAUGUAAUGGGAGUAAAGACUCCAUAAGCAAGCUUGUAUCUGAGUUAAACAGUGCAGCACUGGAGCCUGAUGUUGAUGUUGUUGUCGCACCUCCUUUUAUCUACAUCGACCAAGUCAGCAACUCAUUAUCUCAUCGCCUAGAGAUAGCGGCUCAGAAUUGUUGGACCGGAAAAGGUGGUGCUUUUACCGGAGAGAUUAGUGUGGAACAACUGAAAGACCUCGGUUGCAAGUGGGUAGUUCUGGGGCAUUCGGAGCGGAGACAUGUAAUUGGUGAAGAUGAUCAAUUCAUUGGGAAGAAGGCUGCAUAUGCCUUGAGCGAGGGUCUAGGAGUAAUAGCCUGCAUCGGGGAGUUAUUGGAAGAACGAGAAGCUGGAAAAACGUUUGAUGUUUGCUUUCAGCAGCUAAAAGCUUUUUCAGAUACUGUUCCAAGUUGGGAUAAAAUUGUUAUUGCAUAUGAGCCUGUAUGGGCUAUUGGGACUGGUAAAGUGGCGUCGCCAGAGCAGGCUCAGGAAGUUCAUGCAGCUGUUCGGGAUUGGCUAAGUAAGAAUGUCUCAGCUGAAGUUGCUUCCAAAAUAAGAAUAAUUUAUGGUGGUUCGGUCAAUGGAGGCAAUUGUGCUGAACUUGCAAAGCAAGAUGAUAUUGAUGGAUUUCUUGUGGGCGGUGCUUCGCUUAAGGGUCCCGAGUUUGCCACCAUCAUCAACUCAGUAACAUCCAAGAAGGUCGCUGCAUGAUUUUGUAUCAGCAGCAGCAGAUCAAAUGCGUCGUGCCUAAUUCCCUUUGGCCGUUUGGCGGUAGAUUGCCUCUUCCCUUGUACUUGAUAUAUAUAUAUAUAUAUAUAUAUAUAUAUAUAUAUAUAUAUAUAUCGGUCUUUGAUUUAUUUGUUUUGAAUGUAUGCAUUCAUAUCUGCAUAGUGAAGUAAUAGUGUUGUAUCAGAUAACCGAAGGAGGCAGAUGAAUUUUGAAAUUAUUGAGUUUAUUUGCCUAGUGUUUGGAAAGUUUUUCCAUAUUAUAUUUGUAACUUGUGGGUGAAGAAUCAGUGGAAUUAGAUACUGGAAUCCAUAUUGAGUACAUUGUAAUUCAACAAUAAAGCAGAUAUGCUAAAGUCGCCUUGGUUGUAAAGCAACUCUUGCCUUUCUUUCCUCUCCUAUAUACAUGUGUGAUUGAAGCAGAGCACAAGACAGAGAGAAGAAAUGGAUUGGGUUCGUACGAGGAAACGAGUGGAAACAAGGCAAGCCUUGUCGUCCAUCUCUGCUCCUCCUCUUCCUCUGCUCGCAGUUUUCGCCAUUGUCAUCUUCUUGUUAUCUCUCUCCCACUACGCGGCUUACAGGGAGCUCAUGCAUUUUGCUAUGUUCAAUUUCAAGAUUUUACUGUUUGUGGCUCCUCUUUUGCUCCUAUUUUUGUUGCGUUCGAGCCUGCAUAGCAGCGUCCGGUGGAUCCAUUUCAGGUGGGGCGUGGUGCUCCUGCUGGUGGUGCUGCUCCUGCUGCUGUCUUACCAGUCUUCGCUUCACUCUAGAUGGUUUCCUUUUGGGAGUUCUGAUUAGAUUCAACCCCAAAAUCAAUAUUUCAAUAGCAUAUUAAUAAUUUUGUUGGUAUUUGUAAGUGUAAAUGUUAAAUAUGUCAUUGAAUAUGAGUUUGAAUUUGGAUCUUGGCUUGUGUAAAAAUGUAAUAUUGUAAAAGAUAGUAGUAUUUCUUUUUCCUUUUUAAUAGUUGGAAACUCUACCAUUCUUUAUCUUCA